ACAAACGUCCUAAAGAAUAAAAUGGGAAUUUCCUCCUUUCUUGUAAAUAGCUCCAGUCAAGCAGUCACAAGCAAUGUUCCAUUUUUGUUAUGAAAGUUUAGCCACUAAUUUUUCAUACGUGCAGAAUCGUGAAGGGAAUGUAAAUAAGCUCCCCUCCCCAACCCAACACUUGAUGCAUUUAACUAUUCCCUUGAGGGUGUUGUUACCUUGUUCAAAUUUCUACAAUGUGACGUUUUAUUUUAGUGGCAAGUCUUUAGUGUUGAUUUAUUUGUUGAAACAUGGGCCUUAGAGGCGGACGCCAGUAAUGGUUUGCCUGCAUAUCAAACCGUCGUCAACGUUUGGUUACCAUGACACCAAACCAACAGAGAAAUAAACAAAUUUAGGGGCAGAAGGUUUACAUCUGUUCCACUUCUCUUUUUCCAGUGACCAGUAUGUUUUCCUAGAAAAUAAAGGAUUUUACCCUGUAAUGGGCGUGCUUUCGGACCUGCCGACUGUAGACCCUAGCGUCAGCAGUUUCAAAACUACUAACUCGCCUCUCUCUUGGCUGUGCAGCAAUGUAGUGGGCUACCUUGCACCAGCCCUCUUGCCUCCGUUACAUAUUGGUCUUUUCUAUUUCUUUUGGCAUCAAUACUCUCGCCAUGUGGAUAAGCGAUAUUGCACAUGUUCUUGCUGGGACACCGUCUUUAAAGGUACAUAUGAGUCCGGAAUCGCAUCAUACAAACACCUUUAUUUUAAUGCUACGGGUAACACAUUGAAGAUUUGGUGUCUCACUGUUGGAGCUGUUAUAUUACUUUACGAAUGUGUGAGGCAGCUUACAUUUCUGGGAUUACGUUGUCGGCUUCGACCCUCGAUGACAGUUCUCUUCCUAUCAUCCUUGUUCUCUCACUAUUAUUCAUGGUGGGUGUUUGUAAACUAUUGGAAUGAUGACUUUUAUUCCCAGUGGAACCACCAGCUGUUCUUUACCAUCACAGAAGCCAUUUCUACAGCCUUUGUUAUGAGACUUGCUGAUAAUCGAGUCAUUGUAACACCAUGCACUAUUUUAAGCAUUGUAGGCAUAGCUUUCAUGCAUGUACUUACAAGUGGCACUGAUCAAUUUAUUUUAAAUGUUGUCAGGGGUGAAGGAUACAUGCAUCAAGUCAUGCGUGAUGUCAGUCUUAUGAUUCCUGAUUUAUUACACAUUUCUCUUCCCAUCCUAGAGUUGAGCCGUGCCCAAAAACUACGACUUGACAAGGAUAUGCGUCAAAAUGUUUGUAUGAUGAUUUGUAUUAUUGUAUUUGGUUUUAUCAUAAGCUCCCUUUUGUAACUGAUUGAAAACCAAACAAACGUAAAGACAAUGAUGGUCCAAUCAAUUUAUAUAUGCAAUGGAAAAACAUAUGAAUCAGGUGUGAGUAAUUUAAAAACCGAAAUGAAGCAGUGGUAAAAAAAAUUGAUUAUGUAGAUCACAUAAUAGUAAACACCAGGAUCAAAUUUAGAAGAAAAAAAUUAGUAAACGGUAGACUGAAUGUAUUUAUAUUUAAUCUAGAAUUUCCUGUAGAAUCCUGUAUUGACCAUGGUAUUGGAAUUAGAACUUUAGGGUAUGCCUUAGUCAAGGUAGUUAGAGAGCACCGUGAACCAUGACACAAGUUUUAUCAUUUGAUCAACCUAGCUUAGAGUUGAUUACUCACAAUAAUACAAAUGUGGAGUGAAAAAAAAUUGAAGUUUUACCCUGUGCAUAGUAUGAAAACUGAGUUAGGUUACUUCAUAUGGGCGUAUUUUAGAAUGAGUUAUUGGUCUGAAAACAUAUAGUUUUAUAUUUGUUUAGUUUUGAAGUAUACAUCUUUUCUUCAUUGAUGAAUUUAAUGUCAGAAAAACUUCUUCAUUCUGCCAUCAAAUUGCAAAGAAAAACCAAAACAAAUGCACAUCUUCCAUAUCUUUGUUUUAUACUUGUAAUGCAUUUGUUACUUCAGUACAUAACAUAAAUUCUUGGUUUAUUUUCGUGUUUCAUUGAUGAUAACCAUUAGUAUUUAAAAAUUAACAAAAUUUAGCAACAAAUCUCUGUGUUGUGAAAUGUCUUCAUUUUGUUCAAGUUGUUAUUGUUUUCCAUGUUUGUGUAGAUGUAUUUGUGUGUGGAAAUUUAUUGGGUCAAGGCCUAAUUGUUUGUGUUAUUUAAUGUUUGAAUUUGUUUACAAGUGAAAGUAUAUUGAGAGAUAGUUUAUCUCCUUAAGUUUUUGUCUUCAUGAUGCCAUCUUGGCAAACCCCAUACAUUGUCUGCCAGGUCUCUUUUGUUAUUGUAUUUCUAGACUGAUAUUAUUUAUUGUUCUAAAGAAGCAUGAUUGACUUGAAUGAAAAAAAUUAGUGGUAUUGUAAAGCCCACAUGGCAGUUUUCAGUUUAACCGUUUGUAAAAUAGGUCAAAUAAGGAUUCUUUCCCAUGACCAAAAGACUAGUUGGAACUCUUUUGUCCAGUUUCAAGAGGGAGGUGCUCACUCCUCCGGGCCCCCUGUCGGAUCUGGCAAAGAAGAGACCAUAAUAUGUUUAUGAGCAUGCUCUGUGGAUCCAUGUUUGACUUGCAUUCAAAGCGGGUUUACAGUAUUUCUAUCCUCAACAAAAUAAUGUGUUCUGUGCUUCCUUCUCUUAUAUAAUUUAUGAAUGUUUCUAGGGUUGUGACAUGACAGUAAUGGGAAUCGAUUCCUCUACAGUCCUGAAAGAGGAUUACUGCAUCAAGAAAAGAAGACCUGAGGGAAAGCGAGGAUAAAAUGUCAAUGUGACCAGUUUUUUCCCCCCUUCAGAAAGUCUUGUUUGGUGUGGAUUGUUUUCAUGUUAUUUGUCUCUAGUAAGGCUUAAAGGAAAAUUGAUGUUUAUUGAUAGUUAAUUUACCAUAUGCAUGCAACAUAAUCUAUCUUGCGGAGGUAGUGAUGUCUGGAUAAGAAUCACUCUCUACUCCAACAGAUAAGGAUAAGCCCCUUGUUUUGUUGUAGAAGCAAAUAAGAAACAUACAUUGUGAUGGCAUAUGAACUUCCUGAACAGCACAGCAUGUGAUAUGAGAAGAAGAUGGACCAUUUGUUUAGUUGUUAUUGUUACUUGUAAAUGUAAAAAUUUUUAUUUCUUAGACAAAGUUUUACAGACUGAUUACUUGUAGUACCACCAUAGUGCCACAUAAGGAGAUCAACGUAAAUCAUGUAUUACUGAUGUCUCUAAAGAAGGCAUUUACUUAUUGUUGUGUUGUGUGUAAUAGUUUCCAGUUUAUGGAUUUAUCAUAGAAUUAAAUGUAAGUGCAAUAAAUGCAAUUAUACCAAACAUUGUCAGGUAACUUUAUAUGUGCCACAGUACGGUAAAAAAUAAAUAUGAUAUGGCAGGGUGUAAGUACCAUGCACAUACCCA
Thrips palmi is the source of this 3358-nucleotide messenger RNA. RefSeq lists its product as uncharacterized. The transcript is spliced from 5 exons. The record is from RefSeq and is a predicted model, not a curated record. NCBI's taxonomy places the organism in Eukaryota, Metazoa, Arthropoda, Insecta, Thysanoptera, Thripidae. Bases 467 to 1303 code for a protein of 278 amino acids.